AUGAGGGUCUACGAACUAGAAGAUACACAAUCACCCGGAUCGGAGAAGGAAAAUGGAAGAGAGCUAGCAAGAUUCAUUGUACUCUACGCUAAAGCUUCUAGCAGAAAACAUAAGAAAUGGGAGGGAGAUGGAGUUCUUAUCUGUUACACUAGGGUCGCUAUUUUAAAAUCUGAGGAUGAACGUGAGAUCAUUUCAAGGUCAACUUCUAUUAAGAAUAUCGAUUUCUUAGAAGACGGGAAGGUAAUAAUGGUUGGAGGGCUUGAAGUUCAAAUUCAAGAGAAGGUUGACUCACCUUCCGAAACUGUUGUUAAAAAUACAAAUGAUAAUCCAAUCUGUACUCCGAUUUCUAAACCGAUGAAAAGAACGGCGUCAACUGAAUCGAAGUUGGGACCACUGAUAAAACGCCCACUCCCUUUCACUAAUGGAUCGAAAAAAGGUUUUGUGUGUCCUGUUGUGGGCUGGGAUGCCGGACAGGAGAAGACACAGGCUUACGUUUUGAAUGCUAGUGAAGUAUCCAAAGGCGCUACUGCGGUCACCGUUGAUCCACUUAUAAGUCGAUUUUUGAGAAAACAUCAGCAGGAAGGUGUUCAGUUCAUCUAUGACCGACUCAAAAACGAUGGCGGUGGCUGUAUUCUGGCCGAUGAUAUGGGACUGGGAAAGAGUAUUCAAACUAUUGCAUCUACUUGGUCAGUUUUGAAAAGUCAAGGAAAAAAGGGGAUGGGUGUUCAGAAAUGUUUAAUCGUUGUUCCAUCUUCGCUUGUGAAUAACUGGAAAGCGGAGUUUAGGAAAUGGUUCAAGACAACUUGUGUCCCGGUUAAAAUUAUUACUAAAGUGCACGAUAUAAAUGUUUAUUCUUCCUCCUACAAAUGUAAUCCUUACAUGAUCAUGAGUUAUGAAAUGGCUGCCAGGUAUGCAGAAAAACUUAUUCCAAUACGGUUUGAUAUAAUGGUAUGUGAUGAGGCUCAUCGUUUGAAGAAUAUGAAAGGAAAGCUGAGAGAAUCCCUGUUAUCACUUUGUGUCACCAGACGUCUCCUUUUGACUGGCACCCCAUUACAAAAUGAUUUGGAGGAAUUUUUCUCGAUCCUUGAUUUCGCUUGCCCAUCAAAGUUUGGUACGUCAUCAGAAUUCAAGAAAAUGUGUAAUGAAAGUGACCCAAGGUUGAACGAGCUAAUAGAAGACACAAUACUGAGAAGAUCUUCAGAUAUAAACAAGGAUCACUUGCCAGACAAACAUGAAUACGUUAUGUUCUGUGCUCCUUCUAAUAUCCAGAAAAAAGUUUUUAUGGCGUUAUGCGAUCAUAUGACUGGAGACCCGUUAGUUUUGAUGGAUUUAAUGAGGAAGCUAGCCAAUCAUCCAGCUCUCCUAUACAAGAAAAUAACGAGCACAGAAAAGGAUAUGUCAAAAUAUGCCGUAAUUACAUCCGCUUUCCCGAAAGAGUUCGGCUCUCGCCCAGCUUCAAUUACUGACUCAGGAAAGCUUAGUGUUCUUCUCGAAAUGCUUGGUUGCUUCCGCAAGUUGAAUGAGUGUUGUGUUGUAGUCUCAAACUACACCAAGACUUUGGAUAUGAUUGAAGGGUUGUGUCAGUCAAUAGGUCUGACUGUAUUAAGGCUCGACGGCUCUGUUGCUCUAGCAGAAAGACAGAAACUUGUGAACGUUUUCAACACUGAAAGAAAUCCUAACUAUGUUUUUCUUCUCAGCUCAAAAGCUGGUGGAGUUGGCUUAAACUUGAUAGCUGCAUCUCGACUAAUUCUUUUUGAUUCUGAUUGGAAUCCGGCCUGCGAUCUUCAGGCCAUGGCAAGAAUAUGGAGAGACGGUCAAACGCGAGCAUGUCACAUAUAUCGUUUAGCCACGACGGGUACAAUUGAUGAAAAAAUACUUCAACGUCAAAUCAAGAAAACGGGUUUAACUGCUGUGCUAGAUCUAUCCGAGCAAAGUAGUUCUGGAAACGUUACGUUUAGCGAUGAAGAUCUGUAUGAUAUCUUUAAUAUUGUGGAAACGAAAUGCAAUACACACGAUUUGUUAGAUUGCUUUUGUGGAGGAAAUGGAUUACUACCAGGAGAACUAGAAGAUGACAUUGAUGAAGAGGAGGAUGAGAAUGAAGAACCAUCUGAAUCUGAAACAUCAGACGACAUCUUUGACGAAAAUAACUGCAGUGAUGCCGGUGAAGUAGUUGACAACGCAGAGAAGGCUGACGACUCGGAGGCAUCUAUGGCAGAGCUCUUCCGUUGGAGGCAUUUCUCCCCCGAAAAUGCUGAAACUUGGAACAUGUUCUGUAAUCAAGCCGGUGAUGAACGAUAUCGUGAAGGAACUAUAGCGGUGUGCGUAUUGGUCAAUGGAUGCAACAUGGUCGUAAUGUUUGCGAGCACUCUGACCAUCGCGGUUCCAUGGUGUAGCGGCAUGUCUGCCUUAGGUCCAAUAGCUGGAGUCCUAGGAGGAUGCAUGGGUUGUAUGGUUGUAGUAGAAAAUAUAGCAAAGCAGCAACCAUCGGCGAUGAAUUUGAUGACCUUUGCCACUUUCUUAUUUACUGCAGUUCAUGGACUCAUAUUCACAUCAAAGUUCUUAACUGUUAGAAACAAAAUACCGUUGAAAGGCUAUAUCCCAACGGUUAUAACUUUCUUCACUGUGAACGUUAUUAAUAAUCAAGCUCUGAACUUCCAUGUUCCAGUACCAUUGCACAUUAUUUUCCGAUCUGGUUCUCUAUUGGCAAAUAUGGUUUUGGCCCUGUGUCUAGGAAAACGAUAUAAUACAAGAAAAUAUCUUGCUGUAUUAGCCAUAACUGUAGGAAUAAUCAUAUGUACAUUGGCUUCAAACGGUGUGGAGAAAGACUCUGGAAUCUCAAUGGAAGAAGCCUCUAAGCAUUACCAGGAAUGGAUGAUAGGGAUCGGAAUGCUCACCUUUGCAUUGAUUGCUUCUGCUUAUUUAGCUAUCGCCCAAGAGCAGAUGUACAAAGAUUAUGGAAAACAUCCAACAGAGGCUAUGUUUGUUAUUCAUGCUGUAUCUCUUCCUUUCUUCCUGUUAAUGGGUUCAGAUAUUGCAUCUUCCGCCGCUACGUUUACUGCUUCUGCUCCAUUCUCUCUAUUAGGAAUAAACUUCCCCAUAUCAGCUCUUUGGGUAAAUUUAGUUUUGAGCUGCUUUUUACAAUAUUUUUGCAUUAGAUUUGUGUAUGAACUGAACUCACGGGUUGAUGCUCUUACAGUUACUUUGGUAGUUACCUUAAGGAAAUUCCUUUCUUUGAUUGUUUCCAUCUGGUGGUUCCAAAACCCGUUCACUGAACAACAUUGGGUUGGAGCUAUUUUAGUUUUUGUAGGAACUUUAGCCUUCGCUGACAUUUGGGGAACCAAGGCUGCUAGCAAAGAUGAUAAGAAAAAGAAACAAUAA
Messenger RNA from Auanema sp. JU1783, 3378 nucleotides. Lineage: Eukaryota; Metazoa; Nematoda; Chromadorea; Rhabditida; Rhabditidae. The record is from the annotation of a GenBank genome assembly.